AUGAGCCAAUCCUUAAUAGAAAUAGUAUCACUCAAGUAUUAAACUAUUUUACUAAUGCUUAAUUCAGGAGGACAUUCUAUUGAUUUAGAAGGAUUUAUUACUCAAAGAUUGUCUGAAGAUAAACUGCUGAUGGUCCCAGAAGAAAUCAGUGCUCAAAUACCUCCGAGAGUCUCCCUUGAAGUUCAUACUAUGUAAAAUAAAGUGAAAAAACUUAAAUCAAUAAAGAUGGCCAAAUUGCCAACAAAAACUUAGUUCAUUUUAGAGUUAAGUGAAAAUAGUGAUUAUAGAGAAUUACUUGGGUCUAUUGAAGAUUUAGAAAGGAAUGAAUUGAAAAAAGCCAAAUAACGAUUACUUAAAGUUAUAGCUAAUUCAAAAGAAAGAAUAAAAGAAGCUUAAACAAAAAUUGAAUAAAAAUAGUCUUCAAUUAUUUUUAUUUAAGCAUUUUACUACUUGAGUAAAGUUUAAUAAUCAGAAGGACUUAUUGAAGAAGCAGUUGCAACAUAGACUAUGAUUUUAUAAAAUUUUGACAUUGCAGAUCUUCACAUUAAAGGAUAAUUAUUGUUGAGUUUAGGAAAUUUAUAUAGAAUUCAGCUUAAAUUUCAAGAAGCUGCUGACAGUUUCUAUCAAGCCUUAAUUCUAUAUGAGAGACUUAACUGGAAAGUACAAUAAGCAGAUUGUUUAUUGUAAUUAGGGAUAGUAUAUGCACUUUUAAGUAGAUAUUUGAUUGUUAUUAAGAUGAUUAUGAAUCAGCUAAAUUGAUUACUUAUGAAGCUUUAGAAAUUUAUAGGGAUAAUAUCAUAGAGAAUAAUAUUAAAGUUGGUAAAGCAUAUUAUGCUUUAGGAAAAAUCUUUUAUUAUUCUAAAGCAUUUGAAGUGGCCACUGAAUAUCUAUUAAAGAGUUUAAAAAUCCAUUCUGAUUAGUAUAUUAUCAUCUAAAAUUAGUUAUCAUAAUGAUUAUGAUUUCAACUUUGUUUAAAUCUAUAAUCUACUUGGAAUUUUAUAUCAAGUUUAAUAACAACUAGAUAUAGCCAUAGAUUAUUAUACUUUGGCUAUUAGAUGUUAUAGAGGAUCUUUUGAUGCCCAAUUAGGAUAGAUAUUAAACAAUAUAGGAGUAGCAUAUCUUAGUUUAAAGAAAUUUGAAUUGGCUAGUGAUUUUUUCAAUAAUGCUGAUUAAGUUUACAGUAUUUACUUUGAGUAAACUAACAUAUUAAGAAAACGAGUAUAACUUAACCUAGAAUCUAUAAAAGUUAAAUAAUGA
Messenger RNA from Paramecium pentaurelia, 1257 nucleotides. The record is from the annotation of a GenBank genome assembly. NCBI's taxonomy places the organism in Eukaryota, Ciliophora, Oligohymenophorea, Peniculida, Parameciidae.